GAUUGUUCAUCCGAGGAGCACCAGCGGGAUGGAGAUUGCUUAUCCUGGCUGAACCCUUUGAUUCCAGAUUCAAAUUCCACUCCCUUGGAAUUUUCGGAACAAGAGCACAUCGCGAAUGUGGAUGAUCUUAUUCGACCGUCACCAAAUUUCUUCGACGAUGUUGUAAUUCAUCCGUCUAGUUCAGCUCCAACUGCCUGUUCUUACGAGUACAGAGCAUCAGAAAACUUGUCCUUCCAUCGUAGUUUAGUUGAUAAGCCCGUCACUGUGUCCAAUGAUUCCAUGGCAAUUUCUUCCAUGCCUCCAACGAAAUCCAGGCAUUACGAUGAAGAGGAUUACAAAAGUCAUCGACAUCUCAUCUAUCCUCGUGUGCACCAACCUCUUAAAGCCAUGGAACCUCGCACCCUGCGUCGCGUUCGUGAACGCUUGCUAGCCCUGCGGGCAGCCUUGAGGCCGACUGAUGAUGAUAUAAAGCCUAAUAACUCAGGCGCAUCACAAAUUCAGCACGACUUGGUUCGCUCCUGCGAUUUCUCCGUUCCACCUAUUCCCCGUUCGCCUAGUACAGCACCAAUCGUUGAUCCAGAGAGGCGAUUAGUCAAUCAGGAAGCGUCUGUUAUUCGUUGCAACGUGGAGGCCAGCUCUGAAAAUCAUCUUGAUCCAUCAAGCCCAUCUCUUGCCGAAAAGGCUUGCGCAGUUGGCCAGGCAUUGAAAAGUCGGCAGUGCAAAGCCAAUCCUUGGUCCGCACCACAACCAAGUUGUAGUGAUGUGGUUCCCCAUCGGGACACUGAAAACUUGUCCGUUAGCAGUGCUAUAUUCUUCGUCGGUGGAAUUUCGGGACAAAAAUAUCCGACUCCGGGUUCGAUUUAUUCUACCUUUGAAUUGACCGGUGCAGUAGAGUCUCAUACUGAAGAGCAUGUGAAUCCUUUGAAGAAACAUAGCUUGAGGUAUCGAAGAAGACGAAGAUCUCGAAGCAAACAAUUGCCGUCGGCAUUUCAACCCAGUCUGACCAAACUUAGCGAAGAAGGAUCUCCGUUGAGUUCAUCCACAACAAGCUCAUCUCUCUCCCUCCACCUCAUUGAACCCGAGACUCCAAAACUCCGUUCCGGCACCGUUCAGACUCCUGAAGAAUCAAUCUUUUCAGAUGAGGACAUUGAUGUUUGCGGGAUCAAUGUUUCAAAUGUGAUUUCUACGCAAAAUUCAAGUUCCUCAUCAGAAUCGGCUCGUUCUCCCAAGGGUUUGUGUCGCCCACCGAAUCAAGGCGACAAUGACAGUCCAGAACAAAUGAUAGCCGACCCGGUCUCCGACAGCUCAUUAAGUGAGGAGAAUUCCUAUCACGAUUUAAUGCAAUCAAACGAGGGAUCGGAGCAGUUCUGCUCGAAACUUGAAGGAUAA
Molecule: messenger RNA, 1389 nt
Organism: Echinostoma caproni
Lineage: Eukaryota; Metazoa; Platyhelminthes; Trematoda; Plagiorchiida; Echinostomatidae
Source: the annotation of a GenBank genome assembly